UCCUUCCUUUACAUUAUGGCCUGCAUUUUGGAUUGUCGGGUAUCGUUUUAAUGUCCCUGCUGAGGACUAGAACAUAUACUAUUCGUACCACAUAUUUGGUGCUCCCUCAUUUUAUAGAUUUGGAAAGAAAAUACGAGCUGCUAACAUACUCGGUUCCACAAGACAUUACAGCUCAGUGGUGGUCGCGAGGGUGAGGCAGUAUCAGUAGGGAGAGGCCGUGAGGACGAAAUUAGGGAAGGGAGUGGGAGGUCUUCCACCUUCUCAUCCUAAACAGCAAGCAGUGUACUGUCGACAGCAUUGGACUAAAACUCCAGCCCAAGGUUCCUAAACGCUAUCUGGCUGUUCAGUGCAGCCCGCUCGGGAUAAGGCCAGGGACCCGCCGUGGCAGACGUUGGCAUUGCGCUUUUGCGGCACCGGUAUGGUUUAUGAUGUGGAACAGUAUGUGAGCAAGCCACAUUCACAUGCUCUCCAUAAAUGGGGACAAUAGGAAAUCAUUAUCGUAUUGUGCAUCUUAACUAGUUAGCCACCAAGCCAUCUAAUGCGCCGUUUUGGGGCAGAUUAAAGCAACUACUGCCCUUAUUCGUGUCAAGGUAUAUUUACUGUCUGUGUAGGAUUUGGCAUAAGGCUCCUUAUCGUGAGCGAGCAUGGAGGGGCGUUGUGGAUUUAGCCAACUUUGCUAGCUAGCUUACUCAGUCCAAUACUUCUGUAUUUAACCAGAUUUGUGUUUGUUUUAACUUCUUGUAUGUUUUCCAAGUGUUAAGCAUACGUGUUAACAUUUUAACUGAGGUUCACUUGUUAGUUUGCAGAGGAGUGCUUUCAAGGUUUUCUUGAUUUAAUGUUGUCAAAGGAAAAACAAUCCAGCUAGCCAGCUAAGUAGCCCAGGUCAAGCUCGUGCACCCUAAUGAAGGAGUACAAAGUGGUUGUGUUGGGAAGCGGAGGCGUUGGCAAGUCCGCGCUGACUGUCCAGUUUGUCACCGGCACGUUCAUCGAAAAAUAUGACCCUACAAUUGAGGACUUCUAUCGGAAAGAGAUUGAAGUGGACUCGUCGCCUUCGGUGUUGGAGAUCCUUGACACGGCAGGGACAGAACAGUUCGCCUCCAUGAGAGACCUGUACAUCAAGAACGGCCAGGGUUUCAUACUUGUCUACAGUCUCGUCAAUCAACAGUCUUUUCAGGACAUCAGGCCGAUGCGAGACCAGAUCGUGCGGGUCAAGCGCUUUGAGAAGGUGCCACUGAUUCUGGUGGGCAACAAGGUGGACCUGGAGUCUGAGAGGGAGGUGGCAAGUGCAGACGGUCGGGCCCUGGCUCAGGAGUGGGGCUGCCCCUUCAUUGAGACCUCAGCCAAGAGCAAGACCAUGGUGGACGAGCUGUUUGCUGAGAUCGUCCGUCAGAUGAACUAUGCCACACUGCCAGAGAAACAGGAGCAGUGCUGCACGGCCUGUGUGGUGCAGUAAAGGAGUAGGGGGACACUGUCCUCUCCACAACUCUCUCCCAGUUCCUGCUUUGAUGACCUAUGACCCCAGGAACCACUUCAGCUCCAUCACACCUUCUGACCUCUCCAGCUGGCAGUAUUACCUACCAGAGGGCAGAUUCUUGUCUGUUCAUGAGCCAAUUCAAUGGAGUCUUGAGCCGGCCCAACCUUUGUUAUCUUGACUGUGGAACACAUUCACCUGCAGACUCAUUGGCCUUCAUGGUUUAGGCCCAGGGAAAACCUACUUUUCAAUGUAUAGGACAGAUUUAUGAGGAUGAAUGGUUGUCUAUGGAUUUCUAUUUUCUCAUUUGGGGUUGGGGAGUGCUGGGGCAAUGAGCAGUGAUCUGCUCAGGACCACAGCGUCCCUUUUUGAAGCUGCUCAGUCAUUAUAUCCCCUAGUUUUACUUUGUACUGGAAUUGGUUUGUUAAAUCUGAUAUCUCAUUUUGAAGUGAUAACAGCCAUUAUACAGGUUUGGGCCUCGGGACAGAAUUCAAUCAAACCGUGGUAAAUAUAUGAUUGCUGUGCUCUACAGCAGUGUUUACCAAAUCACCUAAUUUUCAAGUUGUUAGCUAGGUUUCUGACCAAUUGGCGACAGAUUUUCAUAAACGGACUUGUUGCAGGUAGAAAUCACUGCGUGAUGACGUAGUACACACAAUGUACUUUUUUGCAACCGUUUUCAUGUAUGGAAUAAAAAUCAAAAGUUCAACGUGUUAGUUUUGUCAACUGUUGUGUUAAAUAGCAAAUGUGCCAACUCUGGUCUUGGCACGUGCACUCUAACUAACAGACCUCAGAGACCGUGCAGGUAGGCUAGUUUACAUGACAUUAUUAUGGAUAACAAAACAAAUGUUUGCAUCGAUCAUCAUGUUACCAGAAUCAGACCCUUGAUUUUUAUUGGAAAGGAACAUCAAGAUCACCUUGCACUUUCACCACCCUGUGACAUUCAUCAAUUAUUUAAUAUGUAUGCUAAUAAACUGCAUGGUUUCCUGAGUGGUAGUGGGAGGACCACAUCAUCACGUGACUCCAAGUUGACUUCGAUAUGAUGGUUAUUAUAUCAAUAUUUGUGCAUAAAGUGGUUUCCACCGCUAUUUCUCACAAUACAUUUUACCGACCCCAAAAGAGUCGAACGAAUGACUUGUCUGUCUGCAUUUAUAAAAAUUGUACUGACGCUUCAUAGAAACGGCCCAAUUUAUAUAUAUUUUUUUUGACAGGCGUGGUCAAGCCAGGUCAAUGUGCCCCUAAGCAUGAGACAUUCACAUUGAAUUGACUGUAGAUCCAUGUUUGUUUUCUGAUUACAGCUGUGUGGUUGCUUUAGAUACAGUUUCCUCGGUCAUUUGGAUUAUGACUAUCAUGUUACAUGGUUUGCUCAAAUUCUGGCCCUAAACUAACUUUUAUAUAUAUAUAUUUUUUUUAAGUUUCUCAUAACCUAUUUAUUAAUAUCUAAUUACAUUGUUAUCCAAUCAUCAAAAGUUUUCUUUUAUACUUGCUUUUGGGUUUGCUUUUUUUGACUUUACAGUGAGUUUUUUUGGUUGUAAGUUUUGAAUUAACAGAGCCUUAAAUGAUUUCAGUCUUA
Messenger RNA from Oncorhynchus tshawytscha (Chinook salmon), 3041 nucleotides. Its product is annotated as ras-related protein Rap-2c. The record is from RefSeq and is a predicted model, not a curated record. Lineage: Eukaryota; Metazoa; Chordata; Actinopteri; Salmoniformes; Salmonidae. Gene Ontology annotation, cellular component: plasma membrane. Gene Ontology annotation, biological process: Rap protein signal transduction; negative regulation of cell migration. The transcript has 3 exons. Gene Ontology annotation, molecular function: GTP binding; GTPase activity; GDP binding. Bases 902 to 1453 code for a protein of 183 amino acids.